GUGGUUGUCGGCUCAAAAAAAGUCAGCGGAAGAUUUUUACAGGGAGACGGCUGCUCGACUCGAUUUACAUAUCAAAAGAAGAAUGCCAGACACUUCCAGCAACCAGCACACCCACUCAACAGCACCCAAGCCAGCCUCGAGCAUCAAUCCCGCCUUCAGAUAUCUCGGUAUCCCAGCCUCCUGGUUAGGGACCGACCGACCAAGAAUUCGAUUACCCUCGGCCAAAACUAGCGGUUUCUUGCUAUCUUGCGGCUCAUUGAUUUCACUCUACGUCUACGACCGCCAUCAAUGCAAGAAGAUUAAAGAGAAUUAUCUCAAUCAGAUUCAACACCUCUCCCAGUCCCUCGUUUCAGACCCCACCGAUGACGGAUUCCUUAACAACGACGAUGCUCAUUGGAUGCCACGAAGGGUUACCGUGUAUGGAGCUAGGGUUCCCGAAGACGUUGAUGUCGAUCGGGGAACUCAAUGGUUUAAAAAAUACGUUAAGCCCAUUCUGAUCGCAGCGGCAAUCGAUUAUACCAUCCACAACGGAACGACACCUGGUGCCCUUGGGCGAAAAAUAUCGGCUGAUAUCCGCGAUCAGAGAAUAAUCGCAGCUGCUCAAGAGAAGGAUGGACAUAGAGUCCCAGCUCUUAAACCCGGAAUGCCUGGAUAUCGGGAAUGGCAUGCAGAACAACAUAGACUUACUGGUGGAACUUUGAUCCUCGGACGGGCCACGUUAAAAGAAUACCUUUGGGGACUCAAGCACGGAUACGAACAACAUAUACCUCUGGAUGAACUGGACGAUGAUGAACGAUUUUCGAGGCAGUUGGAAGAAGCCGGUAUUUUCGAAUUAGAUGAAUGUCCCGGAGAGUUCAGUUCAAAUGAAGAUUUGACGAUGCCCGAGGGCUUACGUAGCGUUCAAGAACAACUUAAGCAAACCGAUGGCCACGAUGAGAUCAGCUUCAGCUCUCUAUCCGUGGACGACAAAUCUUCACCUUCGCUCGAAAAACCGUCAAAUUUCUUCAACUUUUUCUCUCAAUCUAAGCACACCCCAUCUUUAUCCUACUCGAAUUCUUCAAGCAAUCAAUCCACUACCAAAACCUUGGCUCCGACUCCGAUCCCACCACAAGCUCCAUUACUCUUAGUUCCAUUCGAUCACCCAAUAGGAAUUCGAUGGUGGCCCCUCAAGAUUUAUAGAUUCUUUAACAGAAGGCAACAAGUCGAAACAGGGGCUCAAGUAGCGAUGAAACUAGUCCGAUCUCAAACUCGACCGAUUGAGCCACCCAAGCAGACAGCUGGACUGACCGAUUCCCCCAAGGAUUGCUCAACGACUGGGAUUGCGGCGGCAGACGUUGAAGACACAAACUUUGAAAUCCAAUUGACGGGAUCGCAAGACUUAGACUUUCUGGCUCCAGAGGCGGACCAACAUCUGAGACGGUCGUAUAAGAAAGUCGGUAAGAGGGUGAUUGAAGAACGGGAUUUAUUUCGGAAGGAGCUGAAGGACCGAUUGAGGAAGUCUAGAGAAGAAACCAACGAUCAAGUUGGAGAAACGGGGCAGAGCGAGCCUCUGAACGAGUCUCAACUACGUCAGGAAGCCUUCCAAAAGGAGAAGAAGUGGUCCGAUCAAUUGCACGGUUGGUCGAUCGUUCGCCAGGGUAGUGGCGUUUCUUGGAGUCCUGAAAUGAGCUCUGCUUUGAAAAUAUACGAUUCCAAACAUCAGGAUGGCAUGAUUAUGACUAGUGAAAAUUAAUGUGAAUAAAUUGUCCCCUCUCCCCACUUGACUUCUUGUUAGGGCCAUUUUUGCUGUUUCCAGCUGUCAUGCAUUCUUCUUCACAACACCCUGCAAUUAUUUCUUGACGCGGAAAGAAUAUAUAUAUUUUCAUCUAGUCAUUUCUUAAGAUAAUUAGUGAGACUUUGUGAAGGGUUGACUCAUGAUCAGCCAGCCACUCUGAUCUGGGUAAUCAGUAGAAUUAGUCAAAUCUUACAAUUUGAUUGACUCUUUUG
Puccinia graminis f. sp. tritici CRL 75-36-700-3 is the source of this 1986-nucleotide messenger RNA. RefSeq lists its product as uncharacterized. The coding region runs from base 83 to 1732 and encodes 549 amino acids. NCBI's taxonomy places the organism in Eukaryota, Fungi, Basidiomycota, Pucciniomycetes, Pucciniales, Pucciniaceae. The transcript is spliced from 3 exons. The record is from RefSeq and is a predicted model, not a curated record.